This is a messenger RNA of Magnolia sinica, 807 nucleotides long. RefSeq lists its product as uncharacterized. The coding region runs from base 1 to 807 and encodes 268 amino acids. NCBI's taxonomy places the organism in Eukaryota, Viridiplantae, Streptophyta, Magnoliopsida, Magnoliales, Magnoliaceae. The record is from RefSeq and is a predicted model, not a curated record. The transcript has a single exon.
AUGACGGAUAUAAAGCAUAGUCGGGAUGCAUAUUCAACCAGGACAAAAAUAAAAGCGUUCCCACUCGUCGAUGAAGUGAUGCAAGCCGGGCUGCUGGAAAGAUUUCACCUACCGCAGAUUACACCUUUCACAUGCAAAACCGACCCAACGGAACACAUCGAAUGCUUUCGAACAUAUAUGGAACUGCAUGAUGCCUCGUAUGCCAUAAUGUAUCGAGCUUUCUCCCUCACCUUAGCCGACGUAGCCCGACUAUGGUUUAAGCAGCUGAAACCAAAGUCUGUCAGCACAUUCGCGGAACUUAGCGAUGCCUUUCUCACUAAUUUCAUUGGCGAGAAGAAGAAGUUGAAGCCCCCUGUGCAUCUAAAUAACAUAGUUCAGAAGGAGGGAGAGCUACAGAAAGACUACAUCAAACGUUUCAACUUUAAAUCACUCCAAGUUCGGAAACAUUCAGAGAAAACGACACUCAAUUCCAUCAUGCAGGGCUUUAGGGAUAAGCCGUUUCUGGCAUCCCUGGACAAGAAUCUGCCUGAGACUUUGGCUGAAUUCAUGACUCUGUCAGAUAAAUACGCAAAUGCCGAGGAAAUAAGAAACUUGCGUAAGGCCGCCCAGAACGCGAAAAUCGGAGCCAAAGAGUCAGUCAAAAAGGAAGUUGACUCGACUGGAGGAAAGAAGCGUAAGGAUGACCGAGCACACGAUGAACGCAAGUCGAGCAAGCAACCUGACCGAAGGUUUUCUACAUACACCCCGCUUAAUAAACCCCAAGAGCAGGUGCUGAUGGAAAUCAAGAGUGAAGGAUUUGUCAAUUAG